AUGACCGAGCACGUCAAGACCACCAUCAAGGUCCUCGACUACGUCCACCUCGCCGUCGCGACGGGCAAGAAGACGCCCGGCCCCAUCCCGCACUCGGCGCACACCGAGUCCGAGUAUGCCGGCGGCGGUGUCGAGGGCACGGCCGUUAGCAGCUUCAGCAUGGCGCAGCAGGCUGCCGGCGCCAAGCCCGAGGACGGCCACUUUGCCGGCAUCGCCCUCUUCGAGGGCACCAUCCUCGGCAAGAAGGGCACGGUCGCCUGGACCGUCACGGGCACGUACAUCGGCCACACUGUCGACGCCCACCUCCACCUUCUUUCCGACACCGCGACCGGCGAGCUCAAGGGCAUUCACGGCAAGGGCCACUACAAGCUCCCCCCUCCCCCCGAGGGCUGCGACGGUACCAUCCCGACCGACAAGACCAAGAUCCCCGCCCUCGAGGCGACGUUUGACGUCGGCUUCGCCUAA
Messenger RNA from Vanrija pseudolonga, 465 nucleotides. RefSeq lists its product as uncharacterized. The record is from RefSeq and is a predicted model, not a curated record. The transcript is spliced from 5 exons. The coding region runs from base 1 to 465 and encodes 154 amino acids. NCBI's taxonomy places the organism in Eukaryota, Fungi, Basidiomycota, Tremellomycetes, Trichosporonales, Trichosporonaceae.